AUGUACAACAGGCCUUUCAAUAUGCAAAGCGAGGAUGAAUUGGGUGAAAAAAUAUCGACAAGAGUGAUCAAUGAAUAUUCAAAGCUAAAAUCUAUCUGCAGGCCAGCGACUAGGCCUUCAGGUAUUAAAGAGUGGACAAUAUUGGCAGGUGUUGCAGCUAUUAACAAAGAUGGUGGUGCGAAUAAUAUAGAGGUGCUUUCUAUAGCUACUGGUGUGAAGGCUUUGCCAGAUUCAGAAUUACAAAGAAGUGGAGGGAGAAUUCUACAUGACUGUCAUGCGGAGAUACUGGCAUUAAGAGGUGCUAAUACAGUUUUACUUAAUCGUAUUAAAAACUAUAAUCCAUCAAAUGGUGACGACUUCAUUCAAAAUAAUGACGAACUACCUGCCAGAUUCAAGUUGAAAAAAAACUGGGAGUUGGCAUUAUACAUAUCGAGAUUGCCCUGUGGUGAUGCCAGUAUGAAUUUCCUAAAUGAUAAUUGCAAAAAUGAUGAUUUCGUCAAAAUAGAGGAUAACGACGCAUUCCAAUAUGUCGACCCCAGGGUGAAAACAAUAUUAAGGGGGCGUUUGAAUUUCAAUAGGAAAAAUGUCGUUAGGACUAAACCGGGAAGAUAUGAUUCAAAUAUCACUUUAUCUAAAUCCUGCUCUGAUAAAUUACUGAUAAAACGGCUAUCGUCGGUACUAAAUUCUUUAAACUAUGAACUCUUUGAAAAACCUGUAUUUUUGAAGUAUAUUGUGAUUCCUGGUUUAGAAGAUGAAACGAAAAGUUAUCUGAAGCAGUCUUUCCACUAUCGUCUGCCCAGUCCAGACCAUGAAAUUGAAUUCCUGGAUUGCCUCACACCUUUUUAUGAUGAUAAAAUGGAUGAGGAGGAUGUUCCUAGUCUGAUGUGUAGUGUUAAGCUCUUUAUGAAUGACUUUAGUAUUGAAGAAGCGAUUCUUAAUGGAGUGAGGAAUGGAUUUUAUACUAAAUCAUCCAAACCACUGAGAAAGCGUUGCCAAUCGCAAAUAAGCCGGUUUGCACAAUGGGAACUAUUCAAGCAAAUAAGACCAGAAUAUAAGGGCAUGAGCUAUUUGCAAUUUAAAUCUUGUCAAAAAAAGAGAACCCAAUUAAUUAUUGCAAUAAAGAACAUCUUAUCCCCCGAUGGUUGGAUACCCACCAGAACAGAUGAUGUGAAAUAA
This is a messenger RNA of Saccharomyces paradoxus, 1176 nucleotides long. It is a transcript of the gene TAD1, whose product is annotated as tRNA-specific adenosine deaminase. Bases 1 to 1176 code for a protein of 391 amino acids. Gene Ontology annotation, molecular function: RNA binding; tRNA-specific adenosine-37 deaminase activity. Gene Ontology annotation, biological process: tRNA wobble adenosine to inosine editing. The transcript has a single exon. Lineage: Eukaryota; Fungi; Ascomycota; Saccharomycetes; Saccharomycetales; Saccharomycetaceae. The record is from RefSeq and is a predicted model, not a curated record.